Messenger RNA from Diachasmimorpha longicaudata, 941 nucleotides. RefSeq names its product F-box only protein 7-like. The record is from RefSeq and is a predicted model, not a curated record. Lineage: Eukaryota; Metazoa; Arthropoda; Insecta; Hymenoptera; Braconidae. Gene Ontology annotation, biological process: positive regulation of autophagy of mitochondrion. The coding region runs from base 16 to 744 and encodes 242 amino acids. The transcript has 3 exons. Gene Ontology annotation, molecular function: protein kinase binding.
CCCUUCCCCCAACCGAUGCUCCUUCACCGGCCUUACCAACUGUCGGCAAAUGAGUGUAUCCUCUCCACACAUAACGUCGUCACAAGUAUUCGUGUUUACGCCGGAAAAUUGUUGAUAAAAUACCUCAACUCUUCGACAAAUGGAAGAGCAAUGUCAAGAAGUAUUCUCGUAGAAGAUAGCACAUUUUUCGAAUUAUCUCCGGCCCUCGAACGAGUGGCAUUAUCAUUAAACAGUGAUGUGACCCAUCAUGAUCAGCUGAUUGCAUUGUCAACAGUGAUAAUGGGGGAAGUUGGAUACUACAUCAACGAUGACAAUGACCAACCCUUUGACCCUUCCAAGUGGAGAGCCUCUGGUGUCUAUGAGAUACCCAUGAGGAACAGACUCUCUGAGGACCUGGACGUCAAGCUGGAGGCGAUUCCUGUGGGUGAUGUGCUGAUUUUGAAUGUCUCGUCGGUUAAUAAGUCGGUGAAAACGAGGUCGAUGGCUGUGGAAACACUGGCAUUCGUUAAUCCGUACUCCAGCGACCUCGCUGGCAAGUUCCUGGACCUCAAGAGGCUCUCACACAGAUUUAAGGACACACUGACAACACCAAUAAAAAAUGAGAUCCUGAACGCAGCUGAAGUUACGAACCCAAGUCUCCUGGGUCUCCCCGUGGAGAUUCAACAAAAAAUUCUGUUCCUCCUCGACCCAAAAUCCGCCAGAAACCUCCAAUCCUGUAGCAAAAAGUUUCGAGAACUUUUCUGAAGUCGUAGGUCCUACAUUUUCACAUUUCCCACUCCACUGUCCUUACAACAGAAUUUAUUUAUAACGUGGAAUUUUCAGUGAAUAAUUCCAAGUCGAUGUUUAAGUUAUGAUAAACCAUGAGGGAAACUUUGUAAAAUAUUCUAUUAAUAUUGACAUUGUAUUCGAGUUUGAAUAAAUUUUUCUAAUGAAAAAUUCAA